Oldenlandia corymbosa var. corymbosa is the source of this 2165-nucleotide messenger RNA. The record is from the annotation of a GenBank genome assembly. NCBI's taxonomy places the organism in Eukaryota, Viridiplantae, Streptophyta, Magnoliopsida, Gentianales, Rubiaceae.
GCCUCCUCCAUUAAACAUCUUUUCCCUGCCGUAAGUUGAGUUCACUUCGGCGCCAAACGAAACACACAGUCACACACUCGCACCAGGAGACGCCAUGGCACGGAUCAAGGUUCACGAGCUGAGGCAGAAAACAAAGACGGAGCUUUUGGCUCAGCUUAAGGAUCUCAAAGCUGAGUUGGCCCUCCUCCGAGUCGCUAAAGUCACCGGCGGCGCCCCAAACAAGCUCUCCAAGAUUAAGGUUGUACGCUUGUCAAUUGCCCAAGUGCUGACCGUGAUUUCCCAGAAGCAGAAGGCGGCAUUGAGGGAGGCUUACAAGAACAAGAAGUAUUUGCCUCUUGACCUCCGCCCCAAGAAGACCAGAGCCAUCCGCCGUCGUCUUACCAAGCACCAGGUAUGCCCUGCUUCUGCUAUAUUGAAAGGGCUUUGUGGUUUUCAUUGUUACUCUCUGUCUAAUUUCUGGUUACUUUGUUGGGUCGUGCGAAUAUGUUCGAAUUUAGUCAUUUUAUUUUUCUGCUGUCUUUCUUUGAAACUGAAAACUUUAAAUUAGGCAUUGCUCAGGAAUUUACUAUGAUAUAUAUAAUAUUAAUUUGUUUUAUGUAUUGGGCAUUUGUUGUUAAUCAACCCGUGAUAGGUAGUUACAGACCCGACAAUGUCUCGUUGCUAUGAAUGGCAAUGUUAAGCUUGUAAGUUUUGUGAUUGUAGGAUUGUUUGGGCAAAGUGCAGUGAAAUGGUAAGUUGGCAUUGUUUUCUUGGGUUCAUUUUCGUGAGCCUGUUAUCAUGUACAUUCACAUCUGCAUAUGUGCAUAUGUGCCACUGUAGGAUUGCUUUAGUAAAGUGUAGUGAACAAAGUUGGAUUGUUUAUUUGGCACCAUGUCUCUGGACUUGUUCUUAUUUCUCGUGCCUCUGCAUAUGUCCGUACGUUUUUGUGAAGUUGCUGAUUGCGUGAUUGUGAGAUAGUUUUAGUGAGGUGCAGUUGAAUGGAAACUCAGAUUGUUUUACUUGGGGCCAUUUAUCUGAACUUUUACUUAUGUACAUUUACAUUUACUUUUGCAUGUGUCCGUAUAUGUGUGAAGUUUCUGAUUAAGAUGUAAGUAAUCAUUGGCUUUGUUCCACUGGUAAACAUUUAUGUUGUUCCAUUGACUUUCUGGUCUUGCUUUGUCCCGUCAUGGUCCUGAUUAUGGAAUACUAUCUUAAAUAGUGGGAUAGCUGUCUACUCUGAAAGAAGAGUUUGGAAUUGCUUAAUGCUUAUACAAUGUUUGAUGUUUGUAUUGGUGUGUAUAGUGGUUUGGAUAUCCAUACAUGCAUUUUCUCUUUAGUAGUAGAAGACCCCAGGACUGAUUGCGUUUGAAUGUGUGCGCUCAAGCUACUGUUGCAUUUUGCAGGCUUCUUUGAAGACAGAGAGGCAGAAGAAGAAAGAAAUGUACUUCCCAAUGAGAAAGUAUGCGAUUAAGGUUUAAAUUUAUGUUUUUUGGAGAGAGUUGGUGUUCUAUCUACUACACUCAGAUGUUUUGUUUCAUUAAGUUAGACCUUCCUUUAGGCCAAAGAAGGAUCAUUCCGAUGAACUUAUUUUCCAAUAUUUCUUUUCAUCCUCCUUAAAUGCGACUAUGUUGUUGGUACUUAGUAGCGAAGAUCAAAAUUUUCCUCGUGUCUUGAGAAGUAUCAUAGAUUACUCACCUCAUGUUUAGAAUCUUCCUGAUUUUAUUUGUGUGCAUCUGUAUGUCUAUUUCCAUUUUGAAUGUGAAAGCCUGUUUCCAUGUUUAAACUUUAAAGGAAAGGAUCGAUGGGUAAAGUUCUGAAGCUUCCUUUAAAUCUACUUGUUGGAUGUUUAGUCAAUGCGAUUGAUAAUCCUUGCUCAACCUGUAUAAAAAUGAUGAAAAUGAUGUCUCUAAAUUGCAUUGCAUGAUGGUUUUAAGUUUUCUUAUCUAUGUUGUGGAGAUCCAUGUUCCGGAUUCUAAAUGAAUGAUUUUGAUGGCUCUAUUAUCAGUUUCACUUGUUUAUCAUUUAUUCAGAGAUUCCACUCUUUCAAAAAUGUUAUUGACAAACAGAAUUCCACUGCUUAAACAACAUUUUUGGGACGUUCUUUUUGAGAACUGAACGAGGCAAUCGGUUACUGAUCUGUAUAAACAGUGCACAGCUCUCAUCCAAACUAAUUUGCCCAAAAGGAG